UGCUGGAAAGGACAUGAUUUCAUUCCUUUUUUACGGCUGUGUAGUAUUCCAUGGUGUACAUGCCCCCAGCUCCAUCUGUGUUGCUGGAAACGACAUGAUUUCGUUCCUUUUUUACGGCUGUGUAGUAUUCCAUGGUGUACAUGCCCCCAGCUCCAUCUGUGUUGCUGGAAAGGACAUGAUUUCAUUCCUUUUUUACGGCUGUGUAGUAUUCCAUGGUGUACACGCACCACCUUUUCUUUAUCCAGCCAUUUGUUGAUGGACGCUCAGGUUGAUUCCCUGACUUUGCUAUUGGAUACUCUUAGGAGUCUGUCAGAGCUGAUUUUGCCCCCAUUGCAAUGUGUGGUGGUAUCAUCCCACGUCACUGAAUAUGUUCCUGUAUCAUGAUUUCUAGUGACUGGAUAACAUCCCUCAUGUGACUGCGUCCUGCUGCUGUGUCUGGCCUCCUGCCUAUGUCUCCUACUGGUGAGCCUUUAGGAUGUUUCCAGGACACUGUUAGAAGAAUGCAGGAUUAUCUCCUUAGGACAAAUUCCCCAGAAGCGAAAUUACUAGAGCAGCAGGUUUUGAUACAUGCUGUCAGAUUCCAGCCCAGAAAGGAUAUAGCUUGCUUGGUCACUCAGACUCUUGGCCAGGGUUUCUUGGGAGGCAGCUGCCAUCAUGGGGAAGAGCUCACACUUGCGGGGGCACAGGCCUUGAUUUCAGGGUCGGAUUCCACUGACUGCCUCAGUCAUCUUGGACUGGUUGCUUAGCUGCUCAGACCCUCUAUUUCCUCACCUGCGAAAAAAAGCGACGGACCAUUUAACUCAUAGCUGGUUGUGGGCCUUAAAUGAGACCUGAGAUGUGCUUAAUAAAUGUUCAUUUCCUUCCCUCUGAAUGAAAUGAGCCUAGGGCCUAAGGAGGGCCUGUCACAAAGUCCUUAGAUGUCCUUGCGUAAGGUAUUUUCUGUUGCAGUUUAUAAAUUCUAUUUUAACAGAUGCACAUGGGUGUCACUGACCUUUUCAUUUGGUUCUCUGAUGUCUCAGGGAACGUAUGACUUGGGCACAGCAAAGAAGGGCAAAGAAAGAAAACUGACAUUUUCUGCUCCUGAAAUUUGAGCAGAGUGGUAAUGUGCGCACCGUGCUGUGGAAGGCACACUGGGAGGCGGUGGAGGGGCAGUGAGAGGAGGUGUCAAGGCCUGCAGGUGUGUGGCUACCCCUGCUCUUCAGCAAAUCUCUCGGUCCCUGGGCAUUCACACGAUGUGGCAGCGCCUCCCUUUGGGGGCUUUGUCUCAGUGUGGAGUGGUGUCUUGUUGGGGCUUUGGGCCACUCUGUGCUGGGCAUGACCUGCAUGCUGGGCUUCCAUGGGGACAGAGUACUGAAGAGGCUCCUGAGGGGGUCUGCCGCUGACAGAAGGCAGGUCACACGCCCAGAGCAGGUGAAAGCUAGUGGCAGAGGCAAGCUGCAGGCUCAAUCUGGCUCACUGAAUGGGGUGGAAUUGCCACCGUGGGCCUUGUGGGGUUUGGCCAGCUCGUGCUGCUGGGCAGAGAGUGCUGCUGGCUGGGACAGUCCUUAGAGACUUCAAGGGCCCAGUCCCUGUCCGUUUAGUAAUCCACUCUGCUGCAGGGGCCCCUGCACCACCUCCCAGGACACAGGGGACUCUCCACCAGCUAAUUGGUCCUCUCCCUGGGAGAAGGCCAAGGUGUUGGCAGGAGCACAGUGGGCUGCAGACUCUAAUUGCACAAAGGGCAAAUGUACGUAAACUACCUUCAGCGCGCUGCGUGAUUAUCAUCUGAGCUCUCCUCUGAACUCACUGCUUUCUUCUGUCAUCAUCAAAUGUGUUUGUUGUGCUUUAUUAUUUAAACUGUAGGCCAUUUGAGUAGAAUUCUAUAUAGAGUUGCCAUUUGGAAAACAGAAAAGCAAACUAGGACUUCUUCAGAACCAUCUUCAGAAGUCACCCUUGCUGCUGCCUGUUCCUGGGUUUUAGCAACAUAGAAUCACACCUGCCACCCUGAGCCCUCUGUCAACACUCCAGAUAUUGCCUGGAAACUGCUGACUGUACCGGCUGCAGUUGGCAGCCAUCAGACUUGGGAGGAACUUGAGUCAGGUGGCAUUGUGAUGCCGGUUGCAGGAGUCUAUUAUUUUGAAGUGGCAGCUGCAGGUAAUCAGAGAGGAGCCACCAGGGCAAGUGGCUUUGUCACGUGGGGCGGCUGGGGAGCCGGCUGGGCAGGCUCAGUGGGUGAUUUGUUUCGGGAAGGCGUGGCCCUGCCCCUGCCAGGUGUGGGCUCCAGGGGGAGGGCUGGAAAUCCCAUCAGUGGGACAAUGAGUGGGGCAAGCAGGUCCCUGGUAAAGGAGCGUUGGGACGGCCCCAGGAAAGCAGUUAACAAAGCAUAUCAAGGACCUGAGCGAGCUCAACAUGAUUUCCACAAGGGUGAUGGACAUUAAGCUUCGGGAGACUGCAGAAGGCCUAGGGGAGGACAGCACAGGAAAGAAAAAAUCUAAAUUCAAAACUUUUAAGAAGUUUUUUGGGAAGAAGAAGAGAAAAGAAUCGCCAUCGUCCACAGAAAGUAGCACCUGGAAACAGAGUCAGACGAGGAAUGAGGUCAUUGCCAUCGAGUCCGGGCCAGUGGGCUAUGACUCCGAGGAUGAGCUGGAGGAGUCGAGGGGCACGCUGGGCAGCCGGGCCCUUUCUCACGACAGUAUUUUCAUUCCUGAGUCCGGACAGGACCCUACUCGGCCUGUGCGGGUGUUUUCCCAAGAAAAUGUGUGUGAUCGGAUUAAAGCACUGCAGUUAAAAAUACAGUGUAAUGUGAAAAUGGGGCCACCACCUCCUCCAGGGGGGCUUCCUGCCAAGCGCGGAGAGGAUGCUGGCAUGAGCUCUGAGGAUGAUGGGCUGCCCAGGAGCCCCCCAGAGAUGUCUCUGCAGCACGACGUGGGUCCCGGCACCACCAUAAAGGUCUCUGUCGUGUCUCCAGACCACAUAAGUGACAGCACUGUCUCUGCCCGGACCUCGGACAGCAGCCUGGCACCAGUGGCCGACUUCAGUUACCCUCCAGAAUCCUCCUCCUGCUUGGACAACUCUGCAGCUAAGCACAAGCUCCAGGUCAAGCCCCGCAACCAGCGGUCGAGUAAGAUGAGGCGGCUUUCAUCGCGCGCUCAGUCUGAAUCCCUGAGCGACCUGACGUGCACCCCAGAGGAGGAGGAAAACGAGGAGAAGCCACUGCUGGAAGUCAGCCCAGAAGAGAGCCCCAGCUCUGGGCAGCAGGACGUGGCACCAGACAGAGGCCCUGAGCCUGAGCCACCGGCGCCCUUGCCGCCACUCGGAGGGGUCCGUGCCAGACGCGCCCGCCUGCAGCACUGCUCGGCGCUCAGGGCCAGCUUGGAGGAGGAGGGCGCCCCCGGGGAGGACCCCUCAAGCCGCCCGGUCACCCCGGAGCUCGCCGAGCCCGAGUCGGCCCCCAUCCUCCGCGUGGAGCCCCCGUCCCCGCCGGAGGGCCCCCUGCAUCCAGGUCCCGACGGCGGAAAGCAGGAGGGGGAGGCGCCCCCCGCAGGCCCGUGUGCCCCGGCCGCGGACACGGUGGAGGAGGUGGUCUGUGCUCCCGAAGACGUCGCGAGCCCGCUUCCCACCGCCCUCCCUGAGGGGGACAUGGCGCCCCCCGAGUCUGACCCCACCGCCACCUCGGAGGCGUCCUCUGCUCCCGACGGGCCAGACCGCAGUGUCCCGAAGGAAGCGGAGCCGACGCCGCCCGUGCUCCCGGACGAGGAGAAGGGGCCCCCAGGGCCGGCGCCCGAGCCCGAGAGAGGAGCAGAGACCGAGCCCGAGAGAGGGGCAGAGACCGAGCCCGAGAGAGGGGCAGAGACCGAGCCCGAGAGAGGGGCAGAGACCGAGAGAGGAGCGGGGGCCGAGCCCGAGAGAGGGGCAGAGACCGAGCCCGAGAAAGGAGCGGGGGCCGAGCCCGAGAGAAUUGGGACCGAGCCCUCCGCGGCGCCCGCCCCGAGCCCGCCGGCGCCCAAGAGCUGCCUGAAGCACCGGCCCGCGGCCGCCAGCGAGGGCCCUGCCGCGUCCCCACCGCUUGCCGCCGCGGAGUCCCCCCCGGGGGAGCACGGCCCGGGUUCCCCCGACGCAGAGGCCGCCGCCCCCGAGCGCCCCAAGGCCGAGCGGGCCGAGGCGCCACCGGCGGGCGCCGAAAGGGCGGCUCCAGAGCGGAAGGCGGAGAGGGGCGGCGCCGAGCUGCGAGGCGCGAAGAAGUUCUCGGUGUCCUCGUGCCGAGCGCGGCCUCGCCCGGGCGCCUCCCGCCCGCUGGAACGCGCCAGCUGCCGCCUGCCCCUGGCGAGGAGCAGCCCGGCCUGGAGGAGCGAGGCGGCCCUUGACGACCUCCAGGGUCUCCCUGAGCCCCAGCACGCGAAACCCGGCCCUCGGAAGCCGGCCGAGUGCGGCCCUCAGGACUCGGGGGACAGGGCGGCCAGUCCGGCCGGGCCGCGCAGGAGCCCCCAGGAGGCGGCCGCCACACCCGGCACGAGAGAGCCCUGCCCAGCCGCCCAGGAGCCGGCCCCGCGUGAGGACAGAAACCCCUUCUCCGUCAAGCUCCGGUCCACCUCCCUCUCGCUCAAAUACAGGGAUGGCGCCUCCCAGGAGACGAAGGGUGUGAAGAGGUACAGUGCCGAAGUCCGGUUAGAAAGGUCGCUGACCGUGCUCCCGAAGGAGGAGAAGUGUCCCCUCGGGACGGCCCCCUCCCUUCGAGGCGCCAGGGCCCCCAGCGACCAAGGAAAGGGGAAGGCCCGGCCCCCCGAGCCGCUCAGCUCCAAGCCGCCCCUGCCCCGGAAGCCGCUUCUGCAGAGCUUCACGCUCCCGCACCAGGCCGCGCCCCCCGACACCGGCCCGGGAGAACGCGACCCCAGGAAGGAGCCCAGGACGGCGGAGAAAAGGUCGCUGCGCAGGGGAGCUGAAAAGAGUCUGCCGCCUGCAGCAACAGGGCCUGGAGCUGAUGGGCAGCCUGUGCCGCCCUGGAUCACCGUCACUCGGCAGAAACGGCGAGGGGCCUUGGACCAGCCGGCCAACCCGGAAGACAAACCUGGGACACGGACCCUGAAGUCUGAACCAGGAAAGCAAGCCAAGGAGCCUGUGAAGCAAGCUGACUUUGUCCGCAGCAAGUCUUUCCUGAUAACCCCUGUGAAGCCCGCUGUGGACCGGAAGCAGGGGGCAAAGCUCAACCUCAAGGAGGGGCUGCAAAGAGGAAUCUCUUUGUCCCAUCAGAACUUGGCAGCUCAGUCUGCAGUGAUGAUGGAGAAGGAAUUGCAUCAGCUGAAGAGAGCCAGUUAUGCCAGUACAGAUCAGCCAUCCUGGAUGGAACUUGCCAGAAAGAAAUCUCAAGCUUGGAGUGACAUGCCCCAGAUUAUAAAAUAGGUGGGCAGUGUGCUGAUAAAGCAUGUCCACUACCCUGACAAGCCACUUAGUUAAAAAACUGCCAGUAUAUUGUGGCAAACAGACCGUGAAACUUAAAGAUUGAUUUUAUCAUCAAGUUAUGACGAACUUGGGGAAGAGGAAGGAACCAGGCAAAACAAAGAGGAUCAACACACAGCCAUACUCCUGGGCCAGAGGGCCCAGAAACAAGAACAACGCUGAAAAAUUCCGGGAACCAGUUCCUGUGCCCAAAGGUACGAGUGUGUCUUUUAGAAUUCCCUUGAUGAAGAAGCCUCAGACAAGAAAGAAAACAGAAAUGAAGUUGGACGCAUAAGUAGGACACCCAGCAAAGGCCAGAAGAGAAGCCCUUCUAGGAGAAGGGACAUCUGUGCUUCCAGCUGAGAUCAGCCCAUGUCUCUGGUCGCUGUCUUGCCUGUGGAUCCUGUCUUCUCUCAUGUUUACUACGAGGCAUGACAUUCAUGGCAAAACAGAGAUGCCGUUUCCAAGAGCAGCUAUAAAACAAUCUGUUUUCCUAAAGACAGCCACUCUGAGAAGGAGAUGAAGGAACAUGGCAGGGUUCAUCAAUUCAUAGACUGUUUCCAAAAAUAAUUUUUAAACUUUUCCACUAGGCAUCUGUGUCUUUAACCACUGCACAAUGCAUUGCCUGUUUAAUAAAAGGUUUCAAACAUG
Chlorocebus sabaeus (green monkey) is the source of this 6063-nucleotide messenger RNA. It is a transcript of the gene CRACDL, whose product is annotated as CRACD like. The record is from RefSeq and is a predicted model, not a curated record. Lineage: Eukaryota; Metazoa; Chordata; Mammalia; Primates; Cercopithecidae.